Erigeron canadensis is the source of this 1147-nucleotide messenger RNA. Its product is annotated as putative pre-16S rRNA nuclease. The transcript has 6 exons. Gene Ontology annotation, biological process: rRNA 5'-end processing. Bases 316 to 876 code for a protein of 186 amino acids. Lineage: Eukaryota; Viridiplantae; Streptophyta; Magnoliopsida; Asterales; Asteraceae. The record is from RefSeq and is a predicted model, not a curated record.
UCUAGUUUUAGGCUAAUUCAUGCAUUGGUAAUAAAAGAACCAUCUACAGAGUUUUCUAGGGAAAAUGUUUUUUAUGACUCGCAAUGAAGUCGAGGUUCUUGGUAAUAAAAGGAUGCUGCUGACAAAUGGUAAUCUCACCUCAAGAUAAGUGGCAUCAAAAGCAUCCAUCACACAAGUCUUUAGGUUUGGUCUGAUGGGAUCACUUCCCCUUGGUUUAGAAAUGCAAGUAAGAAAUAUGAAUAUAAAGCACUAAUAUUAAAGUUCCUUUGGGGACAUCUGAUAAAGUUGGAACGAUAGAAAAGAUUACCAUGGCUCAUGGUCCAAAUAAAGCACAAUAUUAAUUAUCAAAAUGUGGAUCAACAGAUGAAGUACAUGAAGCCGCUCAGCUUGUACCAGGACUUUUUAAAGCCGCGCGCUGCACAACAGGUAAGGCUUCUUGGAUUAGAUGUUGGCAAUAAACUUGUUGGGCUAGCAAUUUCAGAUUCUGACAACAAAAUUGCUGAGCCUCUACGCGUUCUUGCUAGGGAUAAAACAGAUCUUGGUCCAAUGGCUGUCGAUUUGCAGCAUUUGAUAUCAAAAUAUUCUGUGUCAGCUUUUGUUAUUGGGCACCCGUUUUACUCGCGAGGAAACACACGACGUGUAACCCAACUGCAGCAAUUUGUUAAUGACCUAUCUAAAACAGGGAAACUUGAAGAUGUACCCUAUACCUUUUAUGACGAUACCUACUCAACACAGAUUGCUGAGUCUUUGGUGAAGCCAUUUAUUAUUGACCCAACAAAAGCUAAACAAGUUAUUAGCCCAUUUGCUGCUGUCUCAGUGCUGCAGGAAUACCUGGAUUACAUUACCUAUGAUGUUAAAACAGAGCAAGACAAAUGACCCCCCCUUUCUUGGACCAAAUCAACAAGGAGAGUAUUGUUAUUAUUGUAGUGGAAAUUAUAUGAGGGAGGUUGCUUAUGCGUAUGAAGGAUAUGUCACUGAGAACUUAAGAUGAUGUGGGUUGCUUUUGAAAUGUAAUGUCUGUGAGAUAGCUUAAAAUCUUAAAUUGGAGUGAUCAAAAGUAUUAUAUAGUUUAGGUUUCGCAAGUUUGUAAUGACUAUAAAUAGUUAUCCAAAUGCUAGGUAAUUUUGUUUCCUAUUCCAAAAUUUAA